Epithele typhae is the source of this 873-nucleotide messenger RNA. RefSeq lists its product as uncharacterized. The coding region runs from base 1 to 873 and encodes 290 amino acids. The record is from RefSeq and is a predicted model, not a curated record. The transcript is spliced from 6 exons. NCBI's taxonomy places the organism in Eukaryota, Fungi, Basidiomycota, Agaricomycetes, Polyporales, Epitheliaceae.
AUGCGCGGCGUGAUGCCGGACAUCACCAAUACCCGGCCACAGACAGGGGUCGGAAACAAUCCCAACAUCUACCCGAUUGUGGUAUGCUGUGCGCACCGCGACGACGCGGAGGCCAUCAACGGCCUCAAUCGCACUGUCUUUCACGUCACCCCCGCCAAUGACGUCCAUCUCGCCGCGUGGCGUGUGCAGGAGGCGAACAUCCCCCUCCGCGGCUCGCCCGUUUACGGUGUCCGUAUCGCCCUCGAUGGCCGUCACACAGGCCUUUUUAUCGGGAUCCCUUGGACCCAUGUCGGUUUUCAGAUCGGAGACGGCGAGCCUAACGUCCAACAGAAAGGCUGGUGCAAGCGGUUCGACCUGAAGGGUCUCCCCUUCGCAAGCGCCAUGGCCUACAUGAUGGUGAAGAAAGGCCAUAACUUUCCCAUCGACUUCGACGUCGAGAACCCCAUCCCAGCCCGCUCCGCGCCCGACCCGCGCCCUCCAUUCCCCGCACCCCUGCGCGCGCCUCGCACCCUCGCACCGUCGUUACCCCCGCCGCGAAGCUUUGUCCACUGGUCGGCUCCCACCCCAUCGCGCGGGAGUCAGCGCGAGCAGGCGCCACCUCUGUCAGGCGACGCGCUCGCACACGCCUUCCAGCAGGGCGCGAGUAUUCGGGACCACGCGGUGCUGCCCGCACGCCACCACGGAGACGUUGAGAGCUGCGGCGCGCUCGCCGCAGCUAUCCGUCUGCUCUUUAUCUCCCCCGAGGAGGUUAUUCUCUUGGAGCUUGACCCGGACGGAGUUGCGUACGACGGCCACAAGCACCUCGGCUGGGAUGGGGUGCAGCUAGAGCGUCUAUACGACGCUAUCUUGUAUCCGCUCGAUAAUGAUGAGUAA